AUGGAGCCUCCGCCGGCGAAGAAGCGUCGUCAUCGCUUCCAGAAGGUCGAGGAGCGCGUGAGCAACUUGCAGCAUGAACUCACACUUCAUGCCAAGACGACAGGCGCCGUGGACGAGUCGUCGCAGCUCUCGUUCAAGGAGGAACUGGGUCUGCAAGCGGAGCUCACAACACUCGACAGUUUCCAGCUCCUGUUCCGCGCUCUGCAGCCGCUAGUGACCACCACUCCGCAGCUGCUGCACCACCUCAAGAAGGUGGUCAAGAGACUUCAAAAAGAGCUGAAAGAGGCGCGCGAUGACGCUCAGGACCCCGUCGUACAGCGUCAGCGCCUUGUGCCCGUGCUCAAGCUCGUCACGGCGUUGGCGAGAGAGCUCGGCAAGGAGUUUUAUCCUCAUUUUGCGGGCACCUUGCCUUUGGUAGUAGCAGUAAUUGACACAAAGGACCCGGAGCUGAGCACUCAAGUGUUUAAAACACUCACAAUGCUGUUUAGCUACCUCCGAGUGCAGCUAUUGGCCGACAUGGAGGCUGUGCACAAGUGCUACUUCCCGUUACUGGGUCAUCCGAGAGAAUUUGUCCGCAACUUUGCAGCUCAGACGCUGGCUGUGCUACUGAGACGCCUCGAGUCGCCCAAGGCCAUGAGGAAAUACCUGCGCGCCUACUUGACAGCGCUGGUGAAGGGAUCUGGGCGCAGUAAUGAGAUCCUGAGAGACGGAUCGGCCAAGCUGUUCUUCGCUCUGGUGAAGAACGUGAACCAUGGCUUCCACUCGCGGAUGCGAGAGGUGCUGCUGUUUCUACUGGGCUCGUUCCGCCCGAAAGAGGGAGAGAAAGAGACGCAGGAAUGUCUGGAACAGCAGGAGACAGUGUUUGAGAUCGUGCACCAGACUUGCGGACUCAUGAUGAAGCACACGGAUGCGGAUCAUGCAGGCGAGAUGCUCGAGUGUUUGGUGCUGGUGGUCAACAAGGUGGCGAAUAUUCGGCAUGACAAGGAGGACGCUCCCACAGAGGUGGACGAUGUGUAUUUGAGUCGUGUGCUGCGAAUGCUGCUUGGGUGUUUGAUUUCGAGAACGGGACAGCUGAUCACAGGAGCGAGUGAUGCCUAUGAGGUGCGUGUGCCGAGUGUACACAAGGUCUGCGCAGCGCUCGUGUCGCCUGAAAACAAGGUGCUCGUCUCUCAGAGCCCCGAGCUGUGCGAUACGUUCAUGCAGACGUUUGAGGCGGUUUGGCGACUAUUCCCUGCUGACGACGAGGUCACUUCUGCCCAGAUGAAGGCCAUUUUUGCUGCAGCUGCGGAUGGAGACAAUCAGGAGUACUGGCGUCGCAAGAUUGUGGGGUUUGUGACCCAGGAACUGCACAACGCUCACGUUGACGUGGGUUUUGUGAUCGAAUUCUUGCUGCCCAACGCUAUCGAGUUCGCGUUGAGGACUCUGGUGAAGACAGAUGUGGCUGCGUUUAGCUCUCUGCUGUGCCAACUGGGUGACUACGUUACAGACAAUGCCGGAGAGAUUAAUGAGAACCAGAGCGCGUUUAUUGUUCGCUCCAAGACCAACAAUCCGUACUGGCUGCUUCUGGCUGUGUGCUGGAAGUUCUGCAAGGUGCUGCAGCUUCUGCGCUUGAAUGAGGCUAAACUGAGCAGCUUUACGAUGCCUUUGAUCACGAAGUGCGACGUGCGAUUGAAGGACGAAUCUUCUGCGCUAUCCACUCAAGUUGCGGCUCUGCGUGCGGAGUUGUGGCAGCUACAGCAGAUUGCCAAGCACCAGAAGAGCAAGGAUUCGACGAUCACAACGAAGUUUGUGGAGCAGGCACUGGUGGGAAAAGAGGCUUCGUUCAAGACGCUGUCGACGCUGUUGAUGCUGAUCGAUAUGCAACCCGAAGAGACACAACAGGCAGUGCUGACAGUCGACGCGUUACCCCAUGUAGCAAACGCUCUUCUUGCAACGCUGCGAUCACCUGCGCAUGAGCUACGACUGGUGACGCUGCAGUUACUAGCUCGGUUCCAGCGCUUGAGCUUCCUUGAUUCCGACAACGGAUCGCUUAGUGGGCCGUGUGAUCUGCCGGACAUUUGCGUGAACCUCGAGCUCUCCUGCAAGAACAUCUCUGUGGCCACUGAACGUGAAGUGGUGCGUCUUGUGACACGAGUCAAGAUCUUGUGUCGCUCGCCACAGACUCCUGAACUGUACAAGAAAAUCGCUGUGAACCAGUUGCUCGGUCUGUACCACGUCAAGUUCUCCACGAUCUGGCCGCACAUCGCCGACGCAGUGGAGACUGCCGUUCGCCUGCAGUUCAACGAGCUCUGGCCUUGCAUCAGUGCUGAGCUAUUGGUGGCUUCUCUCCGACACGAAGACGCUAAUGGAAAGCAGGAAAGCGACUCGACAGGUACGAGCGACGUCGUCGUGGAGUUUGAGCGUGUGUGUAUGCUGGAGCAGGGGAGGGUGCCCACCUCAAGCGCUACAGACGCAGCUACUCACCAUUCGCUGCUGUGGAAGGGCCUCAUGAAGUUCACCGACCUGGUCGAAGCUAAGACGAAGUUCAUGGUGCCGCUCUUCCUUACGUUCCUGCGCGACCAGUAUAGCGCCAUUUACACGGACGAGCUGGACGCCAAGCGUCUUGAGGAUAUCGACCAGGCACUUGCGAAGCUUGAAGAAACAAGCAGCAAUACUGACUCGGAAUCUCCUGAUUGGCGCAAACCUGUCGAGUUCCAAGGGCUGACGACGAAGGAAGUGCGUGGCAAGUUCGUGGAUCAGCUGAAGCUUUUCGCCGCUUUCCACAACAUGAAGGGUGCCUAUGCGCAGCAGGUGCUGCAUGCGCUCUUCUUCGAUCUGCUGAUGAAGUCGGACGAAGUGGUCUCGAAGCUGGCGCUGCAGUGUCUAUAUGCCUUCGGUAGCAAGGCUGUUGUUUCGUACAAGGCGCAGCUGAACCGACUGACGGACUCGACUACUUUCCGUGAAGAGCUCGCGAGCUUUAAGGUUGGAGAUGGCGAGAGCGUCGUCCUGCGUGAGCACCGUCCGGAGCUGCUGCCUGUGCUGCUGCGAGUGCUGUACUCCAAGUGUGUCAGCAAGAAAGGGCGUAACAAUGGAGACACUGUGGCCGCUCGACGUGCUGCGAUUCUAGCGUACUUGGCUGCAUUGGAGGCGCCUGAGCUUGCCAGCUUCGUGGAAUUGGUGGUGCGCGCAUUUGAUGUGACGAUUGAAGCUCCCGAGACUCGCUCUACUGGCGCUCCUGAUGCUGCUGAUGAGGUGAAACCUGUUGCUGCCGUGUCCACCGUGCAGCCUUCACGUAUCUUGGGCUUCUUGAACCUUUUGGAGGACCUUAUCAACCAACUCGGAGUCAAGCUGGCUGCUUUCGCUCCUCGAAUUGCUGAUGUCCUGCUGGCAAUUCUCCAGAUCAAUGCGGUGGUCGCGGUUGGCUCCAAGCGCAAGGCUAAUGGUGACUCGUCAACUGUGGACACGCUGGCGACUUCUGCGUCGAUGAAGAAGCAGAUUCGCAUGCUGACCUACCGCCGCCUUGCGGAGAUGAUUGACACGUUUGACACUCUCGUGCACCUUCAACCGUGGAUAGUUGCCGUCUUGGAAACUUCUCGCGAUGCGAUCACACACUUGCCCAAUGCGGUUGUCGGCGCAGGCAAGGCGUCAGCUCUGCUGGAGAUGCUUGUGGCCAUGGGUCGUGCUGACCGAGCGCGUCAGUGGAUCCCGGGGCCUCUGGUGCUUAACGUUAUCUCCUGUUUGUCUGCGGGGCUCACGUCGUCAAGCGCAACGUCUUCAUCCACUCGUGGCAUCUCACCUGAAAUCCUGGAUUCCAUUUUGCAGUUCAUGGACUCACUGCUGGACGGAGAUGAGCGUCUGUGGACUGAAGACGAGUCUAUGACAGUCUCGAAGAAGGAGAAGGCGCUGCUGAUCCCUCAAAUCCCUUUCGUCUUGGAGCAGUUUGUCCAGCGUUUCCAGGCUAAGGCUGCACGCUACGCGAGCGACCGAUAUGCUGGGUCCUCACGGAAAGAGCUUACGUUCCUUUGCCGCCUGUCGCACCAUCUGGAAGCGUCCGAGGGAGACAUCGCUAUUGCUGCGCACGAUUUGUUCCAGUUGCUGUUGCCGUUCCUGCUGCGCAACCAUCAGACUUCACCGAAGGACAAGGAGAACUUGCUGGAGGUGUUGGCUCACAUGGUGCCCAAGCUGUCCGAGCCUAAGAAACACGUGCUUGCGCUUGCACGGCUGUUGGCCCCCGGCAUCAACUGCAUUGCUGAUCGCGAUCCUCGUCUCAAACUUGUGGCGGUGUUUAAGGCGCUAGGUGCCCAUGCUGCGCUUACAGAGCUGACCCCUGUGGCGGACUUGCUGGUUGAACUCAACGCGUAUGAUGCCAAGCGUAUCGAGGAGACGGACUACGAACGUCGUCUCAUUGCGUUGAAUCGGCUCAACUCGACACGCUUUGCUGGCUUUACGACCGAGACGCACUUGCUAGCGCCUCUUGUGGCGCAGUGUCUGCAGUCUAUGCACGACACGGAGUUUGCCGUGCGAAGUGGAGCACUUGCUGGUCUUACGACGUUCCUGGAACUCGCCGCAGAGGCGGCAGUGGAGCAGAAGGCGCGUGAGGAUGCUGCCAAGUCUCCCGUGCUCAAUGCGCUGGAGUCACUAGUCAUGCCUUGUGUGCGCGCGAGUCUGCGCUCUACCGACGAGAACACUCGACGCGGCUUCGUGAUGUUGCUGGGGUCGCUAGCAGACCGACACGAGGCGUUCAAACAGCUCGCGUUCGUUCCGGCAGACUUGAUAUUGGCGCGCAACCAGGAAGACCCGGAAGCCGAUUUCUUCUACAACAUUACGCACAUCCAGGCUCACCGCAGACGUCGUGCGCUUCAGCGUCUUAGCGCGCUCAUGGACUCGAUGGCUGCCAAGACAAAGGAAGACGAAGAGAGUGAGGAACCUCAGUGCUUUUCGAACUCGACGGUGAAUGGCGUCAUCUUGCCACUAGUGCUGCACUUCGUCUACGAGACGCACGCGAAGAGUCAGGAGUCUCUGCGUGCGGAAGCCGCUGCGUGUGUUGGCAGUGCUGCUGGUCUUCUGGGUUGGUCGCACUACCUCUCGCUUCUACGCAGACUACUCAAGUCGAUCGACGGUCACGUAGAGAUGGAAGGCGCAAUCAUUAUGUCCAUUUGCGCUGUAGUCGACCACUUCCACUUCGAGGCUCCAGGUGCUGCCACGCAAUGGCAAAAGUCGUCGGAUAGCAAGAAGCAAAGGGAUAACAAACCAGUCGAAGCUGAGGAGGAUGAAGAAGAGAAAGAAGGUUCGUCCAAGGUGCAGGGCAACAUGGAGACGCAAGUGCUUCCGCUGCUCUAUUCGUACUUGUUCAAGAGUGCGGCUUCCAAGAAGAGUUCCAAAAAGUCGCGGGACGACGAUGGAGAGUCCACGUCACUGUCCGAAGAAGCGGUAUCGGUGCGUGUUCCCCUGGCGCUUGCAGUUGUCAAGGUCCUGCGUCGACUGCGUGCUGAGACGUUCCAGCGUGAGCUGCCAAAGCUGCUGCUGAAGUUCGCCAACUUGCUCAAGAGUAAGGACGAAGCUGUGCGUGUGUCGGCGCGUACGACGCUCGUUCGCAUCGCUGUGGAGCUUGGCUCGAGUUUCCUAUUGCCGAUUGUGGAGGAGCUUCGUCACACGCUGCGUGAUGGCUACAUGGUCCACGUGCUGUCCUUCACUGUCCAUGCGCUGUUGGAAAAGCUACCGGAGAUCAUGCAGACAGAUGGAAAGACUGGCCCUCCUCGCAAGCCGCAGUCGCUGCUCACACAAAGCAAGGAGCAAGAGGCUGAGCGUGAGGCGGAGUUUACGUCGCCGUUGGAUGCGUGUGUGCCCAGUUUGAUGGAAAUUCUGGCCGCUGAAUUGUUCCAGGGCAUGACGACGAUCGGCGAGGCAGCAGAGGCUGCUGCUGGUGGCGUGGAGCGUAAAACUGCCCAAAAGUCCAAGAUGAAAGAGGCACGUUCGAGUGGUGGCCGCAGUCUGGACUCAAUUGAGCUGUUGGCCCGAUCUCUCCCCUUCCUGCCCAACCCGAGCAUCCAUGAAGUCGUGAGUGCACUUGUGAAGCGCUUCCAGGCUACCGAUGCUGGAGCGCAAGCCACCGCUGCAUUGCAAGAGGCCCUCAAGCGCGUGGCGAUCGGACUCGCGAGGAACCCGUCGGUGGAGUCGUCCUACAUGUUCCUGUACGCCUACAACGUUCUCAACUCGAGUCUCGAGAGUCUUCGACCAACCACUGAAAGGGAGAAGAAGCAGUACGAAGCUGGCGGCAGCAGCACCGCUGUGGUGACCUCCUGGCUCGUGUCGGAGAAGAGCGCAGCUGCCACUAAGCUUCUCGCCAAGCGCGUGAGUUCCCGGGACACUGCACGCGUGGCCAUGCAGCAGCAAGUUACGGGUUUUGACAAGAUGCGUCAACAGCAGCAAGGCAAGACCAAGAAGCAGAAGCGAGAGGAGAUUGCAGCUCUCUUGGCUGAGAGCACGGCGCAUCUUCGAGAGCUGCUGAACUUUGCUGUCUUCUUGGUCUUCUCUUUCCUUCGCAAGAACGGCAAUGCCAAGGACCAGGAAGACGAAGCCAAGAAGAACAUCAGCGCUCCCGCCCAACUAGUGGAUCCACUGGUGCCGCUGCUGAUGCGCUGUGCCGGUGAAUCCAAGAACGACCGUGCAGUGAUUAACGCGUUGAAGUGUCUAGGCUCGCUGCUUCCCCGUCAGGACGAACUUCCUGCCCUGCGCGUGGCGCGUACACCGCUUCUUGAUCGUCUUUUCAAGAUCCUGCAACAGGCUGGAGCUGCUACACGCAACGAGAUGGUGCAGACGUGUUACCGCACGCUUACUGCGCUGCUCAGACAACAACAGGGAUUGGAACUUACGCAGGAGAAGGGGUCAGCAGACAAGAACCUUAAGAGCGAGAACCUCCGACUCACAGAGCCGCAGCUGCGUGUGCUGCUGAGCUUCUUGCGUGCUGAUCUGGAUGAGCGAGACCAUCAGAACGCCACGUUCGCUCUGCUCAAGGCUGUUGUGAACUCGCGUCUCGUGAUCAGCGAAGUGUACGACGUGAUGCUGCGUGUUGGCGAGCUGUUGGUGCAGAGCGACGCCCCCGGCGCACGUCUGAACUGCGCGACCAUCUACCAGACCUUCCUGCUCGAGUAUCCACUUGGCAACAAGCGUCUGUCUCGUCACCUCAAGUUCUUGGUUGACAACUUGAGCUACGGCCACGCUACGGGACGCUCUGCCGUGCUGGAGGCUCUGCGUUCGCUGCUGUCCAAACUCCCGCAAGACCUCGUGAACGCUCGUUCGCAGUUUUUCUUCUUGCCGCUGGUGCUGCGUCUGGCCAACGAUGAGGCCGUCGAGUGCCGCGAUCUCGCUCGUGCGGCGUUGAGUACUUUGGUGCGUCGUCUGGGCAACAAGGAAUUGAACGAGAGUAUUCUACUGGUGGGGACGUGGUGGACACAGGCCUCGAACUCGGAUACCGUGGACGCAGUCAAGCUACUGGGAACCGCAGCACAAGUGACGACGCUAGUGUUGGAGACCAGACCCGAGUUUUUCGAGCGUAGUGCGCCCCAGGUGUUACUUGCAGCCCGUUCAGCACUCGAGCGUCGCCAGCGUGAGCUUCAGACCGUGGAGGACAGCAACCAGGUGCGAUGGCAGCCGACGUAUCACGUCUGUGUGGCCCUCACCGCCUUCAGUGAUCAUCUCACGGGUCCUUAUGAGUUGUGGCUGGAGGAAUCCAAGCCGACCACGAACUUUGUGGACGUCGUAGUGCUUAAGCUGCUUCAGUACCCUCACGCAUGGGUGCGUCUCGGUGCCACUCGGUUGCUGACGUCGUAUCUGCGUCGUCGUCAAGCCAGCACCCUCACUUAUACAGCUCCAGUGAAGCGCUUGUCUGGAGAAGCUCUCGAGCGUCUACGCAAUGGAGCGCUGUACUUGCAGCGUCCAGGCCGUCUGUUCUCUUGGGCUAGCGCGUUCAGCAAGCUACUCGAAGCCCCGGCGCUGAAGGACGACUUGGCUAACGAAGUGCUCACUGCGUUGCCGUUCUUGUGUGAGGCACUGGAGACUACGGAUGUUCCACAAGAUGUCGGUGCUGCUGAUGCUGUGGUGGACGACGUGGAUGCUGCAGACGAGAAGACAGAGGAAGACGUUGAUGGAGACGAGGAGAGUGAGCCGAAGGAAGAAGAAGAAGAACUGCAACGCCGCGAGGAGCAGGAAAAGAACGACGAGCGUGUCAAGGCGCGCACGCCUCUGGGCUGGCUGCUCACUCGUCUGUCGUAUGUGGCCCGUGGCUCAAACUGCAGCAACGAGGUGCAGUCUGUGGUGUUAAAGCUAUUCGCUGCUCUGCUACACAAUCACGACGCCGCGUUCGCUGAGAAGUACGUCGUGCAGAUCAUCAACCCGCUGUAUCGCGCGACCAGCAAGCUGGAAGAGCUGCAGGCUCAACAAGAGCAAAUGGCGUUGCAGAGACAGCAGAACCGUAACAGGAACCGCAAAAGCGGCUCUACUCCGGAGCCUGUGACGCCGCCUGAGAGUGUGUUACUGGCUCAGGAAGUGCUGCAGCUUCUGGAGCAGAAACUGGGAGUCACAUCGUUCUUGGAGGCCUAUUCGUUCGUUCAGAGGAAGAUGGCUGCACGCCGUGCCGCACGCAAGUUACAGCGUCGCACUGAAGCCGUGUCGGACCCGCAGCGUGCUGCUCAGCGACGGAUGCAGAAGAACGAGCAGAAGCGUCGUACCAAGCAGCUGCGCAAGCGCAAACACGCUGUGCUCAAGGGCUCGACGUCUGCAGCUGUCCGCCCCACCAAGGUGCUUCGUCCUGGCGCCGAGUAG
Molecule: messenger RNA, 8799 nt
Organism: Phytophthora infestans T30-4
Lineage: Eukaryota; Oomycota; Peronosporomycetes; Peronosporales; Peronosporaceae
Product: U3 small nucleolar RNA-associated protein, putative
Exons: 4
Coding region: 1-8799 (2932 amino acids)
Cellular component (GO): nucleolus; small-subunit processome; 90S preribosome
Source: RefSeq, a predicted model, not a curated record